Sphenostylis stenocarpa is the source of this 1410-nucleotide messenger RNA. The record is from the annotation of a GenBank genome assembly. NCBI's taxonomy places the organism in Eukaryota, Viridiplantae, Streptophyta, Magnoliopsida, Fabales, Fabaceae.
AUGGAGCAGAACAGGAGCACCAAGAUGUACAACCUGUUCGUGAAGCACUUGGACGGGAAAACCCUAACCCUGUUAUUCCCCUCUCCGAUUCUCUACGCGAGUUCCAUCAAGGAUCGCCUCUUCGAACUCACCGGAAUUCCCUCGCAGCACCAGCGCCUUGUCACCGGUUUCUGCCACCUCAACGACGACAAAUCGGCGAUCCAAUGCUCCCCGGAGGACGGCAACAUGUUCCCGUCCGUGCGGCUGUUGCUGCGGCUCAAGGGUGGCAAGGGAGGCUUCGGGUCGCUUCUUCGCGGGGCCGCGACGAAGGCCGGGCAGAAGAAAACCAACAAUUUCGACGCGUGUCGGGACAUGAGUGGUCGUAGGCUGAGGCAUGUCAACGCCGAGAAGAGGUUGGAGGAGUGGAAGGCCGAAGAAGAGGAGAGAAGGCUCGAGAAGGUGGCGGAUGAGUUUCUCAAGAAGCAGAUGAAGAAGGGUAAGGGUAAGGGAAAGGCUGGAGGUGAUGGUGAAGCUCAUAAAUACGUUGCGAAAUAUAGGGAGGAAUCUGAACGUUGCGUUGCAGAGGUUGCCUUGUCCGUUAAGGAGGCUCUCACUGCCAAGCGCAAGAGCCCUUCACAACCCCACCAUGAUGCCAAGAAGUUGAAGAUAUGGAUGGGGAAGAGGAAAUUGAAUGAAAGUGAUAGUGAUUACAGUGAUGAAUCUGAUGAAGAGGGGCAAAUGGAAUCAGAUUUGUUGAAUGAACAAAAUGAGUCUGGGUUAGCUAAGGAUGAGGGUAGUUCGGGUUCGGUGACUGGUGGAGGAGGCUCCUCUGAUUCUUGCUCGUGUGAAAGUGGAUCCGAGAAAGAGAAGGAAACUGUUGUACAAGGAAAUGUGGAAUCUGUUGGGUUGCUGAGCGAUGAAAGUAUCCAGGCCAUGGAUGAGCCUGUGAUAAGCAAUGGGGCUACUGCAAUGCCAAAUGAGUCAGCGGUUUCUGGACUUAAUGCUGAAGAAGAUGGACAUCAGGAUUGCCAUGGCCAUCUGUCUGACAAGUUUUAUGGUGUUGUGAAUCAGGCCUCAAAUAUUACAGGCUCUGAAACUGUGGCCAGUGCUGGGGAAUCUAAUGAUAUGGAAAUUGAUGGAACUCUUGAUCAUAAAGCAGCAGUCAAUGAAGAGAGCUCAGCAAGCAUUAGUGUUCCCGCAAUAGAGGAGCCCCUUAAUUUUGAUGCCUUUAAUAACUCUGCUGAACUCGAGGUUUUUGGCUUGGAAAGGUUGAAGUCUGAACUGCAGUCACGUGGGAUAAAAUGUGGAGGUACUUUACAGGAGCGGGCUGCCAGGCUUUUUCUUUUAAAAUCGACUCCUCUGGAUAAACUUCCAAAGAAGCUGCUUGCAAAGAAGUGUCAAUUGUAUCCUCCGGCUUGGGGAACUGACUGA